AUUUCAUUGACGCAGGCGAAAGUCGAGGCAAAUGGAACCCGAUAAGGAUUGCUUCUAUCGCGCGAGAGAAAGAGAAAAAAAAAGUUGUUUUCUCCCAUUCUCGUCUUGUUCCACAUCCUGUAAAACAGGAAGAGACUACUUCCAACGAUCGCCCUCAGUCCAUUCAUUUACUGUAUUUACGAGGUCUACUGGUCUUCUCUUCGCUUUAUUUAAUAUCUAUUUGCCAUGUUCAAGGCAUCUUUUCCGCGACACGCCCGUCUGGGCAAUGUCGCCCGUCGCCAGCUCUCGACCAUCUCAUCUUUGCGGCCUGCCCUGCGCAUUCAGUCGCUUGAGCAGCAACAACCCAGCACAGCCCGCCUAUCUCUGCGACCCAGCCUACUAAAAAACCUAGCCCCCAGGUUCUAUUCUGCUGAGGCUGUUGCUGAACAGGAGAGCAGCCAUGUCUCCGAGCCCAGCGUUAGUUCUGAACUCAUCACAAAAUUCGCCGAUCUCAGUCGACUAGGUGUCCACGAGAAGCUCAUCUCCUCCAUCACCGAGGGCAUGGGAUACAAAGAAAUGACGGAUGUGCAGUCUUUGACAAUUAACCCAGCCCUGCGCGGCACAGAUUUGGUCGCACAAGCCAAAACCGGCACUGGAAAGACUCUCGCUUUCUUGGUCCCCGUUCUGCAACGCUUAUUACAGGAACACCCCGAGCUCGCAAACCGAAAUGCUUCCCGCCAAGCCUCGGUCGGUGAUGUCAAAGCCAUUAUUAUGUCGCCCACCCGUGAGUUGGCCGAACAGAUUGGAGUCGAGGCCAGGAAACUAGUCAGGAAUACCGGUAUCGUUGUCCAAACUGCCGUCGGUGGAACAAGAAAGCGGGAGUCUUUAUACAAGAUGCAGCGCGAGGGUUGCCACAUUCUGGUCGCCACACCCGGUCGUUUGGAGGACAUUCUUUCCGAUCGCGAGACUGGAGUGGCCGCCCCCAACCUGAAGGCUUUCGUUCUCGAUGAAGCUGACCGUAUGCUCGAUGUCGGAUUCUCCGAUGCGAUCCGUAAUAUUCUUCAACUCGUGCCACCCAUCAAGGAAGUCGACCGCCAAACCCUAUUGUACUCGGCAACAAUUCCCCGCGAUGUCGUGCAUUUGGCCAAGACCUUGGUCAAGACAGAUAAUUUCGAGUUUGUUCAGACGAUUAACCAAGACGAGGCUCCUACUCACGAGCGGGUUCCUCAGUACAUUGUGCCAUGCGCUGGUUACGAGAACUGGUUCCCUUCCAUCCUCGAGAUUGCAAACAAGGCUACCGAGUUGGCCAAGACCAACCCAGAGGCUCCUCCUUUCAAGGCCAUAGUUUUCUUCUCCAACACUGCUACCGUCGAAUUCGCCUUCAGCGUCUUCUCCAACACGUCACUUGGCCGUACAAACGGUUUCCCCAUCUUCGACAUUCACUCCAAACUUUCGCAGAGCCAGCGUACCAGAAACGCAGAUGCAUUCCGUCGCACUAAGAGUGGUAUCCUGUUCUCAUCUGACGUUACCGCCAGAGGUAUGGAUUUCCCCGGUGUGAGUCACGUCAUCCAAGUGGGCUUGCCUCCGGACAGAGACCAGUAUAUCCACCGUGUUGGACGUACUGGCCGUGCCGGUGCCGGUGGAGAGGGCUACCUUCUUUUGGCCAAGCCGGAGAUUGACGAAGCCCGAGCACGUUUGCCAGGUCUGCCCAUCAAGCCCAACCACGAUAUCGAGGCCGCGAAGCUUGACCUGGCCAGUGAUGAGCCAUCUGAGGAAGUAGCCAAGUAUUUCCAGGACGUCGAACGGGGUUAUGGAAGAACCCGCCCCUACGAGUUCAAUGGUGUCUACCACGCUCUACUUGGCCAGAAGUUUGGCCGAAGACUCGAUGCAGGAGAUGUUGUUCAACUGCUGAACAACUGGUCUCAGCUGGGUCUGAAGAGGGAGCAAGUUCCUGCCAUCAGCCCCAAGAGCGCCAACAACCGUGGUCUUACAAGAGUUCCCGGUAUCAGGAUUGGCCACGAUGAUGAAGCACCCCCGCCUUCCGAUCGCGGCCGAUCCGGUGGCAGAGGAGGCUUCGGUGACCGAGGUGGUCGCGGCGGUUUUGGCGACCGAGGCGGCUUUGGUGACCGAGGUGGCUUUGGCGACCGAGGCGACCGCGGCGGCUUCGGCUCCCGAGGAGGAAGCAGAGGCAACUCCUUUGAGGAUAGCUUCUCUUCCGCAAGGAGCGAUCGUGGUGGCAGCCGUGGUGGCAACCGUGGUGGAAACCGUGGCCCCCGACCCUCGUUCUGAGGGAGAAAGAAUUACUAGUUCAUGAGGCGUUCUGGAGAUCCUCAUGUGUCACACCUAUUCGAUUUGGGCCUUUUCCGGUGUUUUAGUAAUUGAGAGCGAGUACUUGUAAAUUAUUGGCAGCGUGGGGAGGGGCUGCCACAGGUCAUUGUAUUACAAUAGGGGAUCAAUCUCCGGAAUCUCUGGCGAGAGCUGUAUCUUUAUUGUCAUGUCGUUUGGCGUCAAGGGACUGUAUAAAACGGAUUGGGUCAAACAAUGGCAUCUCAACGAUUCCAGACUGGGAAAUCUCUACUUUACACAUGUACGAUGGAGAACGAGGACUGCUGUUGCAGUCACGCCUAGUAUAUGUACUUCACGUACUCGAUUAAUUCAAAAGAAAGUAAAAACGCG
Messenger RNA from Truncatella angustata, 2655 nucleotides. RefSeq names its product P-loop containing nucleoside triphosphate hydrolase protein. Gene Ontology annotation, cellular component: mitochondrion. Gene Ontology annotation, molecular function: nucleic acid binding; ATP binding. The transcript is spliced from 2 exons. The record is from RefSeq and is a predicted model, not a curated record. Bases 226 to 2268 code for a protein of 680 amino acids. NCBI's taxonomy places the organism in Eukaryota, Fungi, Ascomycota, Sordariomycetes, Amphisphaeriales, Sporocadaceae.